This is a messenger RNA of Leishmania mexicana MHOM/GT/2001/U1103, 1008 nucleotides long. RefSeq names its product metallo-peptidase, Clan MP, Family M67. The transcript has a single exon. Lineage: Eukaryota; Euglenozoa; Kinetoplastea; Trypanosomatida; Trypanosomatidae. Gene Ontology annotation, cellular component: BRISC complex; BRCA1-A complex. Gene Ontology annotation, molecular function: polyubiquitin modification-dependent protein binding; metallopeptidase activity. The coding region runs from base 1 to 1008 and encodes 335 amino acids. Gene Ontology annotation, biological process: double-strand break repair. The record is from RefSeq and is a predicted model, not a curated record.
AUGAACGUCGCCGACAUGUCCAACACGUCCGUUAAGCCCUGUGAGAGUAGGCUGCCGCUGUCGGAGGUGCGGAUCAGUGACCAGGUUGUCCAGAGCUGUCUGCGGCAUGCCUUCACGACAGAGGGGGAGGAGGUCAUGGGGCUGCUACUGGGCCGCAUUGAGGUACAGCCCUCCACAGAGAUGCACAUGGACGGCAGUCGCGACGCCGGCCUCCCUGCGAGUCAGGCGGAUGGCGCUGUCAAUGGCGUCUGCAGCAGUGGUAACGGUACCGCCGUCAUCACCGCCGGCGCAGCGCCUGCGACGCGUUCCUCGGCGGCCAAGCGGGAAAAGGUGGCCUACAUUUGGGGGACGCACAUCGGGGAGCGUAAUGUGCAGCGCAGCGAUCGAGUGGAGAUGUCAGCGGAGUCCGUCGCGUCAGCUACUGAAGCGGCAGAUCGCAUGACGACUGACACAGGAGCGCUUACCUACGUGGUGGGAUGGUAUCACAGUCAUCCGAGGAUUCCAGCCGUGCCGUCGUCCGUGGACUUAUGCACGCAGGGGAGGUUUCAGCAGUACAUGGAGAGCGGCUGGGUCGGCCUCAUUGCGAGCGUCUUCAACACAGAGGCGAGCAUCACCUGCGGCCACUGCACGCUUCACUGCUUCCAGGCGGGGCUGAGCAACGAGCAUGUGGAGGUCCCCAUGCGUAUCGUUCCACAGUCGGACCUGUUUGCCUCCCUUGACCCUAUCGGUGCGCUGACGGACACCACGCCAAGGCUGCUGCAGGCCUUGCAGAAGGAGGUGCGCGACGCGGUCGCCGCAACGGUGCGGGAAAGCGCGCGCGACGCGGCCACCUCGCGAGCGGCGCGAGGGCUGGCGGAAGUACAACUAUUUCAGAUCGACCGCCUUGUUGCGGAGCCGACCCGCAAGGAGCUGGCGCACUGCUCGCUGCCCCUCUUGCGUGCCGAGGUGGCGCGCCUGGAGGCGGCGUUGGCUGAGACCGCGAGAGCCGCGCCGCCACCUCAGCAUUGA